Fusarium coffeatum is the source of this 3621-nucleotide messenger RNA. RefSeq lists its product as uncharacterized. NCBI's taxonomy places the organism in Eukaryota, Fungi, Ascomycota, Sordariomycetes, Hypocreales, Nectriaceae. The coding region runs from base 1 to 3621 and encodes 1206 amino acids. Gene Ontology annotation, biological process: DNA-templated DNA replication; DNA repair; termination of RNA polymerase II transcription. The record is from RefSeq and is a predicted model, not a curated record. Gene Ontology annotation, cellular component: nucleus; mRNA cleavage factor complex. Gene Ontology annotation, molecular function: DNA binding; ATP binding; single-stranded DNA helicase activity. The transcript is spliced from 4 exons.
AUGUCUGGAGACUCUGCUGAGGUGGCGGAGGAUUACCGCCUUGCCUUGGAAGAUCUUUCUGGCAAUCUGCGCUUCGAGAUUAGCAACCUGACUGUUAUUGCUCGAGAGAAUACUGAACAUGCCCUAGCGAUCGCGGAAGUUUUGCAGCAACACAUCCUCAAGGCGGCUCCAAGCAAGAAACUCCCAGCUUUGUACGUACUAGACUCGAUUGUCAAGAAUGUUGGCACCCCAUACACGCUCUACUUCGGUCGCAAUCUCUUCAAAACAUUUAUGGAAUCAUACGCCGUAGUCGAUCAGCCCGUGCGUCGUAAAAUGGAGGAGAUGCUUAGAACAUGGAAGGAGCCUGUUCCUGGAUCUAUGGACAGCAGACCUGUGUUUUCUCACGAGUUGGUGCGACCUAUUGAGAAUGCGCUCUUGAAGGCACGAGCUGCAACAAUGCCCCAAGCGGGAAUGAUGCCUGGGCGACCGCGAUCUGCUGUGCCGCAUCGUGACACCCCGACACCACCUGGAAUGAGACUCCCACCGGGUCAUCCAGCUCAACAAUACACAUCAAAUGGAGGACAGUCAUUGAGCAAUGACAUUCGGAAUCUAAUUGUUGCCACGCAGGCGGAAGCCUCGAGGAACCCCCAUGACCCUGGUGUUCAGACUAGAUUAAGAGCACUUCAUGACCUGCAGGGCAUUGUGAACAGCACUAGCUUGCCCCCGGACCAGCUUGAGCUCAUUAAGAACAAAGUAACUGAACUUGCUGCUGUAAACAUGAUGGCGCCUCUGACCCAAAGGCCUGCGCCUACUCCUCCUGUGCCUGUUCAAGCACACUCUAUCCCAAUGCCUCCUGUGUCCGUAGCCCGUCCUCAGCCCGCAGCCCCGGCUCCGGCGCAAGAAGGUGUGACGCUUGAUGCGCUCUUGGGCAAGGGAGCGCUGGCAGCAUUGAUGGCAAGACAGUCGGCCACUCCUCAAAACUCGACACCCACUCCGCAGCCGCCUCCUGUUCAACAUGAACCACCAAAGCCAGCAAUGCCUGCGAUGUCUGCGAUGCCAGCCAUGAAUAUACCAGGUAUGCCUAUACCAACAAUGUCAGCAACACCGACCAUGCCAGCAGCAUCUACACCGGUGCCACCGCCAGCUGCAGCUUCAGCAGCGCCAUGGAGUCUCCUUGAUCAACUACGAAAGUCAGGCCUACUGCCACCUACACCUACACCUCCGCCUGCACCAGUACAGCAAGGCGGUAUCAAUGUGGCCGCUCUGAAGCAACCCUGUCAGUCUUCCUUGAUCCGACAGCUACAUAACGACUUGGGCCAACCUUGCACUCAAUGCGGUCGACGCUUCCGCGAUGAUGAGGCCGGGAAGAAGAAGAAGAUUGCCCAUAUGGACUGGCAUUUCCGUGUCCACCAACGAACCAAUGAGGCCGAGAAACGAGGCAUGCACCGGAGUUGGUACGUUGACCAAAGUGAGUGGCUUAAGUCAAGAGAGGUCAUCGAUGUUGACCACGUUCCAACGACUGAAGACGUUGCCGCGCAGGCCGUUAAAGCAUCAGAAGCCGCCAAGCCCAAGUACAUCCCCGUUCCUGACCCGUCUCGUGGUAUCAACCUUGUUUGUCCAAUUUGCCAGGAUCGCUUUGAGAAUAAAUGGCUCGACACUGCACAGGAAUGGGUAUGGCUAGACACAGUUCUAGUCGGUAAUCGUGCAUAUCAUGCUUCAUGUCACGCAGAAGCAACACGGGAUCGCGAAAAUACACCAGUGCUGGGUAAGAGGAAAGCGGAAACGAGUAUCGCGUCACCCAAAGGCGUAGUGAGGUACAGCUUUCAACCUCUGGCAGCCAGCUUCGAUUCUUCAAAUUAUAACUUUGGAGUCAGCCAACAACCACACGACACGACACGAAUUGACAACCACUGCUGGGUUGCACAGCCAGUAAAUUUUAUCCGUCAUCAUCCGGUCAUCGGCCAAAUUGAAGCGACCAUGGCAGUUGACUGCCCAAUCUGCAACAAGCCUGUAAAGCCGUCUGAGAUCAACAACCACAUCGACUCAGGAUGCGAGAAAUUCGUGAUAGAUAAGGAGAAGGAUCCAACGCCGCCGCAGUCACAGACAACUCAAAGUAAUUCACAAAAACGAAACGCCUCGAAUUUCUUUUCUACGCCCGCCCCGAAACGACAAGCUGCUUCUGAAAACCGAACAGCUACGCCUGUUAAAGAAGUUUUGCAGCCAAUAGCAAGGAGAAAAAGAACAUUUGAAGAGGGUCCUGGCGAUGGGCUCGGAGGGAGCACAAAGGACGCCGACGAUGCUACGAAUGGGGAUGCUGUCAACGGAACAAGUGGCUGGGAUAAAGCAACCGAGCAAGAUGGAAGAGUGACGAAAAAGACAAAAACACAACGAGCCGCGCCCUUAGCUGAAAGAAUGCGACCACGAACCCUUGACGAAGUGUGCGGACAAGAUCUUGUUGGGCCGACCGGCGUUCUACGAUCCCUCAUCGAGUCGAAUCAAGUACCCUCGAUGAUUCUCUGGGGUGCUUCAGGGACAGGAAAGACUACGAUAGCGCGCUGUAUAGCACAUAUGGUUGGCAGUCGGUUCAUUGAGCUCAAUGCCACUAGCACAGGGGUCAGUGAAUGCAAGAAGUUCUUCCAGGAGGCGACCAACGACCUUGCUCUUACUGGUCGCAAGACGAUUAUCUUUUGCGACGAGAUCCAUCGCUUCAACAAGGCCCAACAGGAUGUGUUUCUCAAGCCCGUCGAGGCUGGCACUGUGACUCUCAUUGGUGCUACGACGGAAAACCCAUCUUUCAAGGUAGCAAGCGCUCUGCUCUCACGUUGUCGUACAUUCACGCUCCGAUCUCUCACAACUGAGGAUGUGGUGCGCAUUUUGCAGCGAGCUAUCAAGGAGGAAGAGGCGGUAUAUCCAUCAACACCACUUCUGGAUGAAGCCAUGGUCACAUAUCUUGCCCGUUUCGCUGAUGGCGACGCUCGCACUGCCUUGAACCUCCUCGAAUUGGCUCUUUCACUCACGAAACGUGAUGGCAUCACUCAAGAGGAUAUCAAGGCCGCUCUUACGAAGACCCUUGUAUAUGACCGUGCAGGAGACCAACACUACGACACCAUUUCUGCCUUCCACAAGUCUGUACGAGGAAACGAUGCCGAUGCGGCACUCUACUAUCUUGCCCGCAUGCUUCAAUCAGGCGAGGACCCUCUAUUCAUCGCCCGGCGCAUGGUUGUCAUUGCCUCUGAAGAUGUCGGACUGGCAGACAACACCCUACUGCCUCUCGCAACGGCUACAUAUACAGCCACGCAACAAAUCGGUAUGCCUGAAGCACGCAUUCCUCUCGCACACUGCGCCCUUGCACUGUGUAACGCUCCUAAGAGUACCAAAGCGUACCGCGCUCUCAACAACGCCUACGCAGCUCUUCGUGAACCAGGUGUGGCUGGUCUGCCUGUGCCUCUUCAUCUGCGCAACGCGCCUACACGACUUAUGCGUGAUAUGGGAUAUGGAGCUGAAUACAAGUAUCCACCAAACUACCGUGAUGGACGAGUGAAACAGACGUACUUGCCCGACGACCUUGUUGGGCGUCGUUUUGUUGAAGACCGGGAUUUGGGUACAGAGGUCGACCCGGAUCUUGAGAUGGGUGGAAUAUAA